Fusarium musae is the source of this 1548-nucleotide messenger RNA. RefSeq lists its product as uncharacterized. The record is from RefSeq and is a predicted model, not a curated record. Bases 1 to 1548 code for a protein of 515 amino acids. Lineage: Eukaryota; Fungi; Ascomycota; Sordariomycetes; Hypocreales; Nectriaceae. The transcript is spliced from 9 exons.
AUGUUCACCUGGGCAAAUCUCCGUCAAAUGGUGCCCUUUCUUUCGCAGAGUCGCACUCUGCCCGAUCUCCUCACUGUUGACGCCAAAGCCCUCGCCUCCGGAUUGACGAAUGGGCACUUCACCAGUGUUGAUCUGGUAGAGAAGAGCCUUGAGAUGAUCCAGAAGCAUGAUCAGUACCUUCAUGCAAUGUUGAGUAUGGUGCCUAAAGAUCAGCUGCGACAGAGAGCGGAGGCGCUUGAUAAGGAGCGAAAGGAUGGCAAGGUCCGGGGACGUUUGCAUGGGAUCCCCAUUGUAAUCAAGGACAACAUCGCAACGGUUCCUGAGCUCGGAAUGGAGACGACUUGCGGUUCGUGGGCGCUGCAUGGCAUGACUCCAACCUCGAAUGCCGAUCUCGUCGACAAGCUCAUCCAAGCUGGGCUCAUCAUCAUCGGCAAAGCGAAUCUGAGUGAAUGGGCAUACUACCGAAGCAACGACCUCCCAAGCGGUUGGUCCGGCAAAGGCGGCCAGUGCCAAUCCGCCUACGUUCGCGGCGGCAUCGAUCCUGAUGACAGCAAUAACGGCCACAGCAACCCGUCCGGCUCUUCUACCGGCUCAGCAGUCGCCGUCUCAGCAGGCUACGCCCCCCUGUCUAUCGGUACCGAAACAGACGGGUCCCUUGUAUCGCCCGCGUCCCGCGCAGCUUUGUACACUAUCAAACCGUCAAUCGGACGAGUAUCUCAAUCUGGGAUCAUCCCAAUCAGCCAUACCAUGGACUCGGCUGGACCCAUGGCCAAGACACCAUCCGACCUCGCCGCUUUGCUGGAUGUCAUCUCUGGUACUGAUGAGUUUGCGACUCUGGGAGGAUCCUGGGAUGAGUUGUCGGUCGCGACGAUCGACUUCAAGAAGUGGUGGCCGGGGGAGGAUUACCUCAAGCCUGUUGAGAGUGCGACAAAGCAGAUGCACGCCGAGAUCCAAGCUGCGUACGACAAGAUGGAGGAGCUAGCCAAGAAGUAUGUCGGCGACGCACCUCUUCCUCCUCCCUCUGAGUCUUUCAUGCUUGACGGGAAGGACAGCGAGGGUGUCAUCAUGAAAGUGGCCGAUUUCAAGCACGACCUCAACAAAUUUCUUGAGUCGGCGCAAAACACCAAGAUCCAUUCCCUAGCGGACCUCAUCGAGUUCAACAAGGCCCAUCCCGAUCUCGAAAUGCCUCCUGGCUAUGAUGACCAAGGACUCUUGAUUGACGCCGAAGAAGCGGAUCUCUCCCCCGAAGACUAUGAAAAGAACCUCUCUCACCUGCGAAAGGUUGCGCGCGACGAUGGCUUGGAUCACAUCUUCAAGGAAUACGGUGUCGAUGUCAUUGUUGGAUCAAGCGACACUGCUAUCAAGGCGUAUGCGAGUGGAAGCGGAUACCCCGUCGGAAAUGUUCCUCUCGGAUACCUAAACUUCAACGGUCGCCCUUUUGGACUCGCUGUCCUCGCGGCCAAGAACCAGGAAGCCAACAUCCUCAAGUUCAUGAAUGCAUGGGAGGGUACUUUCGGUCCGAGAAAGGCUCCGCCGCUGCUUCAGUGA